AUGGACGGGCCCCCUCCCCUGUCGGCGGGUUGCCUGCAGGCGGCCCUGACUUCGGAUUUCGCAGUCGGCAUGCCGGUGCUGCUGCAGGUGCUGGACGUGCAGCGGGUGCAGCCCAAGAACGAUACGGGCAGCGGUCAGGCCCGCAUCAAGCUGGUAGUGAGCGACGGGGUGCACAAGUGCAUGGCCCUGCUGGCCUCCCAGCUCAAGGACCUGGCGGACAACGGGCAGGUGCAGCAGGGCACGAUCAUCGAGGCAGGCGGCGGGUACGGCGCGCUGCGGUCGGCCGCCGGCCCCCCUGGCGGGGGCUACGGCAUGGGCGGCGGCGGCGGCGGCCCGAUUCAGCGCGCGGACGACGCGCGCGUCGUGCCCAUCUCGGCGCUGAACCCCUACCAGGGGCGCUGGACGAUCAAGGCGCGCUGCACGCACAAGGGCGACGUGCGGACGUACAACAACCAGCGGGGCGGCGGCCGCAUGUUCAGCUUUGACCUGCUGGAUAAAGAGGGCGGAGAGAUCCGCGUGACGGCCUGGAACGACCAGGUCGACCUCUUCUUUGGCGUCGUGCAGCCUGGUGGCGUGUACCUGCUGUCCAAGGGCAGCCUCAAGCCCAAGAACGCGCGCUUCAACAGCACGCGCCACGACUUCGAGAUUUUCAUGGAGCGCACCUCAACCCUGCAGGCGGUGGCGGAGAACGAGGCCGCGGACAUCCCCCACAUCCAGUACCACUUCACCAAGCUGGCUGAGAUUGAGCGGAUGGACGCUCAGACCGUCAUCGACGUCAUCGGGAUUGUGCACCAGGUCAGCGCCCCCGCGCGCAUCACGCGGCGCGACGGCACCGACACCGACAAGCGCAGCGUGCAGCUCAAGGACGACAGCGGCGCCACCAUCGAGCUGACGCUGUGGGACAAGCACGUGGCGCACCCUGGGCAGGCGCUGGAGGACGCGGUGGGGGGCCAGGGCCGCUGCCCCGUGCUGGCCUGCAAGGGCGUCAGAGUCGGGGACUUCAACGGGAAGAACCUCUCGACAAUCAACUCGUCAACGCUGACCCUGGACCCCCCUGACCUCCAGGAGGGCCGCAUCCUGCGCCACUGGUGA
Messenger RNA from Monoraphidium neglectum, 1092 nucleotides. RefSeq names its product Replication protein A DNA-binding subunit. The transcript has 9 exons. Gene Ontology annotation, molecular function: DNA binding. The record is from RefSeq and is a predicted model, not a curated record. Lineage: Eukaryota; Viridiplantae; Chlorophyta; Chlorophyceae; Sphaeropleales; Selenastraceae. Gene Ontology annotation, biological process: DNA replication. The coding region runs from base 1 to 1092 and encodes 363 amino acids. Gene Ontology annotation, cellular component: nucleus.